AUGAAUGCUUAUAAUACAGAAGGAAGAUAUUUAUUAAUAGUUUAUGAAAAAGUAUUUAAAAUAAUUUAUAUAAAGAAUUUAAAAGAUAAUAAAAAUGAUAAAAUUAAAGUUCCAUCUUUGUAUAUAUACAGAAAAAAUGGGAAAUGCUCAGAAAAAUUAAUAAAUAAAGACAAAAUUAGAAAGAAAAGUAGAAAAUUUGGUAGUACGCUGAAUGAAUUAAUCAUUGAUAAUAUCAUUGGUAGUAUAGAAAUUAAAAAUGAAUUAUUUUUAUUUGUUGUUGAAAAAUGGAGAUUGUUAAGUAAAUUUUUUUAUUUAAAUAAAUACAGGAGCAUUUAUAAAAUUGAAAAAGUACAUUUUGUUCCUUAUAAUAUCAAUAUAGUUUCAAUGAAUAGUGUAAUAAAUAAUUCUUUAAAUAUAGAUGAUAAUUCAACUAAUUUUUUUAUAGUAAAUUUCAAAAAUAAUGAAAAUAUAAAUAAAAAUUUUGAGAUUAUAGAUAAUUCAUUUAAUUUAGUGUAUAAUAAUAAUAUUUUACAGUCAAAAGAAAAUAAUAACAUAGAUAAAUUAGGAAACACAUUCAAUGAUAUUUCUGUUGAUGCUUAUAGUUCUAGUAAUGAUAUGGAUAAUUCUUAUAAAAUAAAAGAAGAAACUUUUUACAAUAAAAAUUUUUCAAAUAAAACUAAUAAUUUAGAAAAUGAUACCGUUAAAAAGAAUAAAAAUUCUAACGAUAUUGAAAUGACCGAAAAUAUUGAAUAUAAGAAUAAAAAUGGUAAUUAUAAGAAUAACAAGAAAGAAGAAAAAAAUAAAAAAAUCCUUACUUUUAACAGUGCGAAGAAGUGGUUAACUAAUCAGUUUAAUCACAAAAAUAUAUUAAAUAUAAUUUCAGAUAUAACCAAUUAUGAAAGUAAAAGUAUAAAUGAAAAUGAAAAAUCAAAUUCAAGAGUAUGUAAAGAGAACAAAUUUAAUAAUAAUAAUGGUAAAGUAGCAUGUAUUAAUAAGCACAGAAAAGAAAAUGAAGCAAAUACAAAUUCUUCAACUAUUGAUGAAAAUGACAUAAUAAUGAAUUUUAUAAAUGACAAAGAAGAAUAUAUAUCUAAAAGUAAUAUAAUUAUUAAUAAUAAUAAAACAAAUAACCCAAUUCAUAAUGCAUGUAUGGGUAAUGGGGAUAAUGAUAAAAAUACUAUCAAUUCGUCAAAAGGAAACGUUAAAUUAAUUGAUAAUAUGUUUUAUAAUCAUAGAAAUGAAAAUGAAAAUGAAAAAUCACCAAUAUAUCUAAAAGAAAUGAGUAAAAAAGAUGAUGAAGUAAAUAAUUUAUUAUACGACGAAAAGAAUCAGUAUAAGUUAGGGAUGGACAGAGCUUACAUAAAUAAUAAAGAUAUUUAUCAAAAUUCUUAUAAGGAUCAUACAGAUAAUAACUGUUAUAAUUAUAAUAAGGAUAUAUACACAAAUCAAGAAAAUGAAUAUAAUUUAAAAGAAAUUUUAUGUAAUUAUAAAAGUAAAGAAAAUUCAGCAAAUGAUUCGACGAAAAAAAGCUCUGAUAGUAAAAAAUCACGAGACAAUUCAUCAGAAAAUAAUAAAAAAGAUGAAUCGAAGAAUUUAGUACAUAAAAAUGAUAAUAAUAUAAAAAAUAUAAUUAAUAAUACAUAUUUUAAUGUUAAAAAAAAUGUUACAUUACAAGAAAAUAAUACAAAAAACGAAGAUAAGUGUUCAUAUCCUUCCCAUUUUAAACAUUCAAAUGAUGAAAAUAUCAAAAAUGAAGAAAAAAAGUUGAAUUCCAAAAUGGAUAUACAUAAAAUAUUGAAAACUAUUCAAAAAUUACUAACAGUUCAUAUGUACUAUUCUUAUGAUUUUGAUUUAACACAAAGCAUUCAAAAUAAAAUGAAAAAAAAUAUUGAAGAAAAAGAAGUUGAGCCAUUAUCCUCUUCAUCUAAUAGAAGAAAAUCUUUAUUAAAUAUGUGUGAAAAAAAAUUUAUGUGGAAUUAUCAAAUGAUAAAAAAAAUGAAAAAUAAAAGUAAAAUAGAUGAUAAUUGGUUUUGCUCAUUAAUUCAAGGAUAUAUUUCCUAUACAUCAAUAGAGAUAAAUAAGAAAUGUUUAGAAUUAUUAUUAAUAAGUAGAAGGUCAGCAGUUUUAGGUGGUACAAGAUUUAACAAAAGAGGAAUAAAUGACGAUGGAUAUGUAGCUAAUUAUGUGGAAACAGAACAGAUUGUUAGGAUAAGUAAUAAAAAUAUCAAUUUUUCAGAUAGAUUUGAUCAAACUAAUAACUUCCCUUUAAAUUCAAAUGAAUUAAAAAAGAAAAACUUAAAAACUUUUAUUGAAAAAAAUGAAAAGAAGCAAAACUCUUUCAUUGGUGGUAGCUCUUCAUCUAGUAAUAAAAUUGAAAAAAAAAACGUUAUUGGAAGUGUUAAUAAUAAUAAUAAUUUUAAUAAUAUUAACAAUGACAAUAGUAAUAGUAAUAAUUAUAAUAAUAAUAAUAAUAGCAAUAAUAGUAAUAAUAGUAUUAAUAAUAAUAAUAAUAAUAAUAAUAGUAAUAUUUUUGAAAAUAGAAUGAUUUCUUUAGUUCAAAUAAGAGGAUCUAUUCCUCUAUUCUGGAAACAACAUUCGAUGUCUUCUCACGUAAAUAUUCAGAGAUCAUCAUUAUUAAGUAUAAAAGCGUUUAAAGAGCAUAAUAAGAAAUUAAUUAAUAACUAUGGAAAUAAUAUAUAUUAUAUAAAUUUAUUAAGCCAAAGCAAAAGUAAUGAAAAGAAAUUAACAAAAAAAAUGGUCGAGUUGAUAAAUUAUAUUAAAAAAGAUAAAUAUUAUAAAGAAAAAGAUUUCAUAAAUUAUAUAGAAUACGAUUUUCACAUAUCUGUUAAAAAUAAAGGCUUUGAAGAUGCAAUGAAUGAUUUUAUUAAUAAAAUACUACUUAAAGAAAUUAAAAAUGUUUCUUUUUUCAUAGAACCAUUAAGAAAUAAUGAAAAUUCUGUUAACAUAAAUAAUUCUUAUAACUUUCAAAAUGGUGUAUUUAGAACAAAUUGUUUAGAUUGUUUAGAUAGAACAAAUGUAUUUCAGUAUUACUAUGCCUUAUAUUUUAUCUUAUAUAUAUUACAUAUUUCUAAAAAUGAAAUGUUUUUGAACCCUGUUAAAAAGUCGUAUUUAUGUUUUUAUAAGAAUGUGAAUAGUAUGUUUAAUAAAAACAACAUUACAAUUUUAACAACUUUACCAACAGAAAACUAUAUGCUAGAUUUAUCUGAUAAGUAUGUAUUAAAUAAAAAUUAUGAAUUUAAUAAUAAAAGUGUAUUUGAUGAUUUCUAUUAUCUACAAAACAAAAAGAAAUUAAACGAAAAAAGUGGAGAGGAUGACGAAGAAUUAGGUGAAAUGGAAAUAGAAAAUAAUGAAGAGAGAAAAUACAAUUAUGAAAAAAACGAAAGAGAAGAAAAAAAAAGAAAUGAUCAAUUAGAAGAAUAUAUACGUAUAUUUAAACAUUUAUUUAAAAAAAUGUGGGUAGAAAAUGGAGAUAUUAUAAGUACACAUUACACAGGAACAGGUAGUGUUUUUUCAUCGCAAAUUAAUGUAGGAAGAUCAUCAUUAAGCACUAAUAUUGAUCAUGCAAUUAAAUCAAUUGAACGAUUUUAUCAGAAUAAUUUUGAAGACAAUUUUAGGCAAGAAUGUAUUGAUAUUAUUUUGUGUAGUGGUAAAUAUAAUAAGAAAAAGGAUUUUAUUGUUGAAGAUUUUAAUUAUAUGUUAAAUUAUAACAAAUAUUCAAAAAAUGAAAGAUAUUAUGAUUUAAAAAGUAAACAGGCCUAUUUUUAUUCUCAUCACAAUUUACACCGUAAUAGUAACUAUAGAAAAUGUGAUAACCAAAUAAUAACAAAUGAAACGGAUGGUAAAAUAAGGCACAAGAAAUAUUUAUAUGAGCAGGAAAUAGAAAAAUUAAAAAGAAAGAAGCAUUUAUUUAAUCAUAAUAUUAUUAAAAAUAAUAACAAUGGUAAUAACUGCAAGGAAGAAGUUAUAGAAAAGGGAAAUGAUAAUUACAUAAAAGAAAAAGAAUAUAAAUAUAUAGAAAAAAAAUUAGAAAAGAAAAAGAAGAAAGAAGAAGAAUGUGAUGAAGUAAGAGAGAAUAAUAAAGAUAUAGAAAAAACGGAAGAAGAAAUAGAUAAUAAUUAUGUUCUUGAAGACAUUCAAAAUGAUGAAGAUGAAGAGAAAAAAGAUACACAAAUGAGUGAUAGUAGUGAUGAAGAGUUAGAAGAAGAAUAUUCAAGUGAUCAUAAAAGAAAGGAAAAAGUAGAACUAAAAAAUAAAAACAUAAGUGAUAGUUAUUCAAAAUCUAAUAAUAGUAGUAGGCUAAAUAAUACUAAUGAAACUAAUAGCACAACGACAGAUAGUUUACAGGAUCAAAAAAAGAAGAAAAACAAUAAUAAAAAAAAAAAAAAUGAAGUAUUAUAUAUGAAUAAUUUGUAUAAAAAAAAAAUGUGUGAAUCGGAUAUACAAGAUAGAAAUGUGCACAAUGAUUACAUGAGUGAUGAUCUUUUAAACAAUUAUGGUAUAGAAAAUGAUGAUUCAAGAAAUAUAAAGAAUUUUACAAAAAAAAAAAUCAUUAAUACUGGUUAUGAAGAAAAAAUUAUAAAACUAUGGGUAGGUAGCUGGAACUUAUGUGGUAGUGAUUUAUAUGAAUUAAAUGAUAUUUCUUCUUGGUUGAAUCAAAUUAAUGAAUAUAUUGACAUGUAUGUAUUUUGUUUUCAAGAAGUAGUUGAAUUAACAGGGUUUAGAGUUCUAAUGAACAUGAAGGACAAAUUUAAAGAAAAGAAAAUUGAACAAAAACUUACUCAAUCUUUAAUGGAAAUAUCUCAAAGACAAAAAGAAUUAUUUUUUAAAAAUAAGAAUAAUAAUAACAUAAACCAAAGCUAUAAUGAUAAAGGUGAGACUUAUCAUAAUAAAUUUGAUGAAAAGUAUGAUAAGAAUACAUUUCAUGAAGCUUCUAUUAAUAAUUAUAAUAAUACAAAAAAAAUAAAUGAAGAAACGAUACAUAAAUAUAAUAAUUAUAGAAAUGAUUUGGAAAACGUUAAAGAGCAAUUUAUAAAAGAAAAUAAGCCAAAGUCUUUGAUUAAUGAAAAUAAAAAAAAAAUAGAUAAUGAAAAGCAAAAACUUAGUAAUAGUUCUGUAUUAGAUAUUUCAAAAAAUUACUUUUUAAAUGAUUAUUUUAAUAAUUUAGAUGAAGAUAUUUCUUUUAAUAGUGUUGUUAAUAAUGAAAGAAAAAUAUCUAAUUCGAGUUUUAUAGAAAAUUCAUUGAAUAAACCGAAAAAAGAUAAAGAAAAAACAUUUUAUGAAAACGAGAAUUUAGAAAAAGAUAAGAGAACAGAAACUAUUAUGUAUAGUGAUGAUAUUCAUGAGAAAAUUCAUAAAAUCAAUGUAUCAGAAAGUUUAAGAGAAAGCAAUAAUAGCUUUUUAAAUGAAAAUAUAAUAAAAAGUAAUGAUAUGAAUCUAAAUUCAAAUAUCAAUGUUUUUUUUCAAAAUAAAUUUGGAAAUAAUUCAAAUAAAAAUUUAGAUAAUUCAAGGAAACUUGAAUGCUUUUAUAAUUUAAUUGAUGAAGAUAUGCCUAAUUUGAAUAAAAAUGGAAAUCUUAAAAAUGAAAAGAGUAAUGGAUAUAAUAAUAGCAAAAAUAGUAAUGAUAAUGAAGAAAUAAAUAAUUUCAAUAAUGAAAACAUACCAUAUAAUAAUGAUAAUAAUAGAGAUAAUAGUAUAAAUAAUUUUCAUUUUAAAAAUAUGGAUGAUAUUUUUGUUGAAUGUAAUGACAAUACAAAUGAUUUAUUUCACAUAAAGAAUAGUGAUGAAAAUUUUUUUAAUAAUUCUAAUAUGAAUUCACAAAAUUCACAAAAAGCUACAUUUAAAAUGGAAGAUUUCACAAAUAAGCAUAAAGAUAUGCAAAAAUAUAGUAAUCCAUUGUAUAAUUCAAAUAAUUUAAAAAAUACUGAGAUGUUUUUAAAGGAUUUUUCAAGUAAAUAUUUUUUAAACUUAAGAAAAUUUAAAUAUGUGAAGUUAAAGUCAGUUUCUAUGAUUGGUUUAUUUAUAAUUAUUUUCAUUGAUGAAGGCUUAGUUGAUUAUAUAAGAGAAAUUGAAGUUUGCAAAGUGAAAGUUGGUUUAAAAGGAAAUACUGGUAAUAAAGGAAGUGUUUCUAUUAAAUUUAGAUUAGGUUUCAAUUCUUUCUGUUUUAAUAAUAUUCAUUUAGCGUCAGGGCAAACAAAUAUUUUUGAAAGAAAUACUCAAAUGCAAAGUAUUUUAAACAAUAGCUUUCAAAAUCAAGAAUUAAAUAAUUUAUUUAAUUUUGAUUAUUUUUUUGCAUGUGGAGAUUUCAAUUUCCGAAUAAAUAAAAGUCAUGAAGAAGUUAUUAAAUUAAUUGAAAAUAAUAAUGUUAGCCAACUAUUACAUUAUGAUCAAUUUAUAUACAAUAAAUUAUAUAACAUUUUACCAUUUUGUUUAUUCUAUGAACACCCUAUAUUAUUUAAUCCAACAUAUAAAUAUAAAAAAAAUUCUAACAUGUAUGAUAUAAGAAGAACACCUGCUUGGUGUGACAGAAUACUUGUAAGUGGUAAAUUAAUACACUUGUCUGAAUUAGAAAAAAAAAGAAACAAAAAUACUGAAGAAACAGUUGAUUCAAAUGAAAAUAAAAAUAUAAGAAAUGAAAUUAUGAAAAAUAAAGAUAAAAAAAAAAACCAAAUCAAUAAAAAUAUUGAUUAUUAUGAUAAUGAUUUUAAUGAUUUUUAUCAUAAUGAUAAAAUAUAUUUCAAAUAUCUAAAUUAUAAAACACAUAAUAAUUUUUUUUCAAGUGAUCAUAAGCCAGUGAGUUCAAUUAUUGAAUUAAAAGUUUUUUUUGAUAAAAAAGAUAUUGAAUAUAAAUUACUUAACGCAUUUAGUAUGAAAACAAAUGAUGAAUUCAAUAAUAUAGCAAAGGGUUCUAGUAAUACAAGUAAUAGUAGCAAUAAUAAAAAUAAUAAUUUAUUUGAUUAUUUUUUUUCUAACAGUUCCAAUAUAAGCAAGUACACCGCAUAUCCAAUAUCACAAAUUAUAAAUUACUCAAAUAAUAUGAAUAUAAAAUUAAAAAAUGAAAUAAAUGCAUACUCCUUCAGUGAAGAUACAGUAAAAAACACAAGUAAACUAGUUGAGUAUUCACAUACAAAUAAAAAUGAUUUUAUUUCAAAUUCCAUUUUAAAUAAUGAGGAAAAAAAUGAAAAGAUUUUUUCUUCUAAAUUUAUAGAUUAG
Molecule: messenger RNA, 7230 nt
Organism: Plasmodium relictum
Lineage: Eukaryota; Apicomplexa; Aconoidasida; Haemosporida; Plasmodiidae
Product: inositol-phosphate phosphatase, putative
Exons: 2
Coding region: 1-7230 (2409 amino acids)
Biological process (GO): phosphatidylinositol dephosphorylation
Molecular function (GO): phosphatase activity
Source: RefSeq, a predicted model, not a curated record